Messenger RNA from Nematolebias whitei (Rio pearlfish), 2457 nucleotides. Its product is annotated as protein FAM53C. Gene Ontology annotation, biological process: protein import into nucleus. NCBI's taxonomy places the organism in Eukaryota, Metazoa, Chordata, Actinopteri, Cyprinodontiformes, Rivulidae. Gene Ontology annotation, cellular component: nucleus. The coding region runs from base 200 to 1378 and encodes 392 amino acids. The transcript has 5 exons. The record is from RefSeq and is a predicted model, not a curated record.
GCACUCGCGGUGCAGUGCUGGUUGCUAAGGAACCACAGAAAGCAGGUGGCACAAAGAUGAGGAUGACGGUACGGUGAGAAUAGUGGUCGGUCUGGAUGGUUGAGGUGUGGCGGGGACACCACAAACCACGCCAGAAUUCUGACGACUAAAACUUCCAUCACCCUCGGUGUACCUCCAUGUGUCUCCUUGCUCCGUAAUUAUGGUUACACUUAUCACAGAGCAGCUCCACAAGCAGAGUUUAGAGGAACCCUAUCACAAGGCUUUUUCUUUCAAUGCCAGUGUGUCACUACCUGCAGUGGGCUCCAGUCCUACCAAACAAGGGACCAGUUCAGCUACACACUUGUCAUCUACGGCGCAUGUUUUGGCUGAUUCCUGCGAGCUAGACUCCCUAUGGCCUGGAGACCCACUCCAGGGACCGGAGGUUGCCUUCACAGACAAAGCUUCCCAAAGUUCACCCCCGCCACCUUCAAAACGCCACUGCCGUUCCCUCUCUGUUCCAGAGGAUCUGUCCCAGUGCCGCUCGACCUGGCACCCGAGUUCAUCAAAAGUUUGGACUCCGGUCAAACGAGGCUGCCAUAGUAGAGGAGCAUCUAGUUUGGGGUCUGGGGCCAGCUUUUUGCCACUUUGUGGUGCCAGCUCUUCCUUUACUUCCUCGUCUUUACACUCCUCUUCUAGCCCAAAUUUUUUUAGUUUAGCACAGUCUUCUGACUCUGCUUUAUCGUGGGGCUUUCCAUGGGACCCCUGUGAUACAUUAAAAGGAGCUUAUUCUGCCUCUUUUGCUAAACAUUCCUCUUGCUCAUCUUCACCAGCACCCCUGGUUUCUCACUCAGUCUUGCAGCGCCGAUUUUCCCUUUCUCCUGUGCACAUUCAGCGGCCCUGUGUAGCCUCUUUGCACCCCCAGCCCUCACCUACUUUUGCUCCCACGUAUGGCUUUUCUGGCUUGGAACAUCCAGCCUUGUCUUCAUCUCCCACUUCAGCCUGCAGCACACCAUCCUCUUCUAGGCGGGACCUGCACCCUGCACUGCCACGAUGUCACUCGCAGCCCUGCGACAUGCGCAAACCACGUUUGAAGAGGCGCCACGACCCAGAUGUCUUGCCCUGCCCCAGACCAGGACUGGACUUCAGUAAGAUGACACAGAUUGGUACCUUUGAGAACUUGGUGUGUGGAACAAGUGACUUCAUAUUUCCAACAUCCUCCCAAUCAGAGCAUCGCUUCACUUUCUCCCCUGCUGAAAUCCUGGGACGAAGCAGCAUCGGCCCUCUAAGUGAAAGUGAAGAGGAAGAGGAGGAAAGAAAAAGGACUGUGUUGGAUGUUGGAAAAAACAUAUUUGAAAGAGAUUGUACAGAACUGGACUUGAGCCUUAUAGAAGAAAACUGACCACAGUGUGAACUACUGCAUCUAGAACUGUUUAAAGCACACCUGUAGGCUGUAUGCUAACUUCUGGCAGAGCCUUUGGGAACAAUCAGCCCUCGUCUGGCACACGUCCAGAGUUCAUCAUGAAGAGCCAAGUGAGCAGGAGCUCAUUUUCAUUCCAUUGCUUUGGUUGUAACACUUUAAUACGCUCCCUAUUCAAAUUUACACACACAGAGUCAGUGCCUGCCUGUUCAGCCCUCCACGAGACAUGCACGUGAGCAAAUAAUCAACUUUAUGGGCACAGACUUUAGGAUAACUUUAUAUUAAGUCUUAAUUUAACCAUUGGUAUGCAUCUUAAUAGUCUCACGUAACUUAUGAAACACUACAUAUGCAAAUGAGCAAACAUGACAACCUGCUUUGUUUACAUGCUGCGCACUGAAACCCAGUAGUUAAAUUGGCUUAAAUGUUCAUUUUUGAAUAAGAUGCUGCAAUUAAAUACAUUUUCUCUUAAUUUGGUCUUAAUUACAGUAAAUGUAAGCUGUUUGAUGUUGCCAUGUGUAGAUUAAAUUAUUAAAAUAGCCCAAAUAAUGACAGAAGCCUAUACAUGAACACUCCUGUGCAUAAAAACAGGAAACAUUCCAGAUGAAUUCUUUUGAGUCCCACGUACAUAUCGCUUGUCUCUUUGGAAUAACUUCAAAAAGGGAAGUUUUUCAUUGUGUUUGGUAAAUGAAGAUUGUCUCUCUUUUUUUUCCUUUCUGGUUUUAGAUACCUGGGAGUUGCUUUGACGUCAACACGUUAGCAACGUUACUGAUGAUACUGUUAUAACUUUAACCAUGCCUUAAGCCUAAAACAGAGUUCUUGGUGCUCUGGUUAUUUCCCAGCCAGAUGCUUUUGUAGUGCGUGUUUCAGAAACGACUGAAUGUGUGAAACAUGCACUAGACUCGUUGGCUGAGGGGGAAAAAAAGUGAAUGCAGAUUAACUUCCUCCGGAGAUGAUGUACAGACGAGAGCGAGCACAUGGAGAGCGUAUGUGAGGGGCUGCGGUGGUGCAGAUGGUGGCCUUUAAGAAACGAUUUUCAUGUUUUCAGAUGGAAAUAUACUUGU